AUGAGAAUUUCAUCUGCUGCUUUAGCUGCCACUUUGAUUGGCUCUGUUUCUGCGUUGCCUCAUCUGCAGGUGAAGCGUGACGAGGACUGUGUCACUACCGUGGCCGACGCUCAUCAGCACAAGAGAGCUGUCGCUGUCGAAUACGUGUACCAGACGAUCACUGUCGACGGACAUGGUCAAACCGUGGGGAGAAUCAGCGAUGUGACGACUCCAACUUCUACGUUGUCUCCAGCCGCUCCUUCUUCCGUCGCUGUCACGACGUCCAGCCAGGCUGCCGCAGCCACCACUUUGUCCUCCGAGGCACAGACGACCACCUUGAGCCAGACACCUUCGAGUUCUUCGCCUGCAGUGGCUACUUCAUCUGCUGAGACUAGUUCGUCUGCUGUGGCUGCUUCGUCUGCAGUGGCUACUUCUUCUGCUGGCCCGUCUGCCGGCCCUUCGUCUUCUACCUCUUCGACUGGCGGCAUCUCGGGUGAUUUGGGCGCCUUUUCGGGCCCAAGCGAGAAGUUCCAGGACGGAACCAUUCCUUGUAGCCAAUUCCCAGCCGGUCAAGGUGUCAUUUCUCUCGACUGGGUCGGCCUCGGCGGUUGGUCUGGUGUCGAGAACGCUGACACUUCUACCGGUGGCAACUGUAAGGAUGGCUCCUACUGUUCGUACGCUUGCCAGGCAGGUAUGUCCAAGACUCAAUGGCCAUCAAGCCAGCCUGCUGAUGGCAGAUCUAUUGGUGGUCUGUACUGUAAGGGUGGGUUCUUGUACCGCUCCAACACCAACAGUGACUACCUAUGUGAGUGGGGUGUGCCAUCCGCCUCCGUUGUCUCGAAGUUGAACCAAGACGUUGCCAUCUGUAGGACCGAUUACCCCGGCACCGAGAACAUGGUUAUCCCAACCCUCGUCGGCGCCGGUCAGUCGCAGCCUUUGACUGUAGUCGACCAAGAUUCGUACUACACCUGGAGAGGAAUGAAGACUUCUGCCCAAUACUACGUCAACAACGCGGGUGUCUCUGUCGAGGACGGCUGUGUUUGGGGCGACGCUGGCUCCGGUAUCGGUAACUGGGCUCCCUUGAACUUUGGCGCUGGUCAAACCGGUGGUAUCACUUACCUAUCUUUGAUUCCAAAUCCAAACAACAAGGCCCCAUUGAACUUCAACGUCAAGAUCGUCGCUGCCGACUCUUCCUCAGUGGUUCAAGGUGAAUGUUACUACGAGAACGGCAAAUACAACGGCAACGGUGCUGAUGGUUGUACCGUCGCUGUGACUUCUGGUUCCGCUCAUUUUGUUCUCUACUAA
Torulaspora globosa is the source of this 1284-nucleotide messenger RNA. RefSeq names its product putative glucosidase SIM1 (gene SIM1). The record is from RefSeq and is a predicted model, not a curated record. Lineage: Eukaryota; Fungi; Ascomycota; Saccharomycetes; Saccharomycetales; Saccharomycetaceae. The transcript has a single exon. Gene Ontology annotation, cellular component: fungal-type cell wall; cell surface. Gene Ontology annotation, biological process: fungal-type cell wall organization. The coding region runs from base 1 to 1284 and encodes 427 amino acids.